Molecule: messenger RNA, 1880 nt
Organism: Alnus glutinosa
Lineage: Eukaryota; Viridiplantae; Streptophyta; Magnoliopsida; Fagales; Betulaceae
Exons: 10
Coding region: 114-1232 (372 amino acids)
Molecular function (GO): phosphoglycerate dehydrogenase activity; NAD binding
Source: RefSeq, a predicted model, not a curated record
AGGUGAACCUCUCAUUCUCAAGACUCUCAACGUCCUUUCAACGCCGGUCGUUCGUCGCGAAAGGCUGUCACCUUUUCAGAGUCGGAUAAAAACGAAAAUGUGUACUAACAAAAAUGGUGAUAGGUGGAUCGAUUUUUCGGAGUCUCGCUUCUUCUCGUACUAAAGGCACUCAGCUUCUUCACAGAUUGUCGAGCAUGGGUGAAAUUACGGGCGGGAAUAGGGAAAAUAAAAUCACCCGUGUUCUUUUUUGUGGGCUGGAUUUUCCUGCUUCUCAUAAUUACACAAGAGAAUAUCUGCAAAAGCACCCCUUCAUCCAGGUUGAUGUUGUUCCUUUUGAUGGGGUGCCUAAUUCUAUAGCAAAGUAUCACAUGUGCAUUGUGAAAAACAUGAAGCUAGACUCAAAUAUUAUCUCUCGUGCAACUGAAAUGAAUCUUAUACUGCAGUAUGGUGUUGGUCUGGAAGGUGUUGAUAUUGAUGCUGCUACGAGGCAUGGAAUCAAAGUUGCUAGGAUUCCGGGUAACAUAACUGGAAAUGCAGCAUCGUGUGCAGAACUAUCUAUAUAUCUGAUUCUGGGUCUUCUUCGAAAGCAAAAUGAGAUGCAAAAUGCUGUAAAGCAGAGAAAGCUUGGAGAACCACUUGGUGAAACACUACUUGGAAAAACAGUGUUCAUUUUGGGAUUUGGAAAUAUUGGGAUUGACUUGGCAAGGCGUUUGCGACCGUUCGGUGUAAAAAUUAUUGCUACAAAACGGAGCUGGGCAUCACAAGAUUCUUCCCAGACUAAUGGAGCUCCGGUUCAAAAUGGUAGCACAUAUGAUUUGGUUGAUGAAAAAGGUGGUCACGAAGAUAUUCACGAGUUUGCAAGCAAAUCAGACAUCGUUGUUUGCUGCUUAAGUUUAAAUAGUGAAACAGCUGGCACUGUAAACAAGUCAUUCAUAUCUUCAAUGAGAAAGGGUGCCCUUUUAGUAAAUAUUGCUCGAGGCAGUCUUCUGGACUAUGAGGCUGUUCUUUAUCACCUCGAGUCUGGCCACCUGGGAGGCUUGGGCAUCGAUGUUGCUUGGACUGAGCCAUUUGAUCCUAAUGAUCCAAUUUUGAAGUUCAAGAAUGUUCUAAUCACACCUCACAUUGGUGGACUUACAGAACAGUCUUUCAGAUCCACGGCUAAGGUUGUUGGCGAUGUAGCUGUUCAACUUCAUGCAGGUAGUCCUUUGACAGGUAUAGAAUUUGUCAACUGAUUCAGUUGGAGAGAAGUGUUUGAUCGUGGAGCUAUUAGGGGGGGAGUUGUUUGAUGGGAUUUGGAAGGAGGUUGUAGGAUGUAGGAUGAUUGGUAUGCUAUCUUAUUGGAGUACUUUGCAUAACAUAAGAUGAAUAAGUGGGAUUCAAGUUUAAUUGAAUGGAUUUGUAUAGGUGAUUAGAUGAUAAAGAAACCUGAAGGCAUUUUUUCUUUUUUCUGGGAUUUAAGGAUGUCUUAUCUACAUAAAUUGUUACCACCAUGUAGGAGUGAGCAGCGGGUCGGUUAAAAUAGGCCUGCCCGCCCGUAAGGUUAAUGGGCGGAUUUUUCUCCCAUUACCCCAAGCAGGCGGAUGUGGUCAAAUAUCCGCACAUUUAUGGACGGAUACUUGGUUUUGGGUAUGCAGGGCGGAUAAUGCUCGCCCACCCGCAAACGCAAUAUUAUGUACAUUUUUUUUUUUAAAGGAAAAGCAUCUCUCACUUUCCCCCUCUCAGCUCCUGAAAUGCACACAUCAUACUCUAGAAAGGGCUUCCCCUUACUCUAUCAUUCUUAUCUUGUUAUCGGACAGUAGUUUCAAUAAUAAUGGUGAUAGUAGUGACAAUGAUUUUAUUAUAUUAUUUUCAAUUGAUAAUAUGGCUAAUUCAUUGUUUUU